CGCGCCUGGUGCUGAGGGGGAAGAACCAGGGCUGGGAUUCGAUGCAGGAGGAACAAUGGACUGGCUCCCAACAAAGAGUCAACAGCUGCUGGGGGAAGGUGUCCCACCUGAAAUGGAGAUGAUCUGGAAAGCUGAAGCACUCUGAAUGAACCAACAUGGGUUUGCGACUGUUGGGUUGUCUCUUUAAUUUACCCACUGCUGUGAUCUAUGGGUCCCUGUCGCUCUUUGUUUCCAUUUUGCACAAUGUAUUCCUCCUAUAUUACGUGGACACCUUCGUUUCUGUUUACAAGAUUGAUAAACUGUCCUUCUGGAUUGGGGAGACAGUGUUUCUAAUUUGGAACAGCCUCAAUGACCCUCUCUUCGGCUGGUUGAGUGACCGGGUAUUUCUUAGCACACAACAGUCAGGGGUGGAGAUCUCCUCACCAGAAGUCAUUCUUAAGAGACUUAAGGCACUGAGCUGCAAUGGGCCCCUUUUUGCCAUCUCUUUCCUGGCUUUCUGGGUUUCGUGGGCCCAUCCAGGUCUACAGUUCCUCCUAUGCCUCUGCCUCUAUGACAGCUUUCUUACCGUGGUGGAUCUCAACCACAAUGCCUUGCUCGCAGACCUUGCUGUUUCUGCAAAGGACAGGACUAGCCUAAAUUUCUACUGCUCGCUUUUUAGUGCCAUCGGUUCCCUCUCUGUCUUCAUGUCCUAUGCAGUGUGGAACAAAGAAGACUUCUUUUCUUUCCGGAUAUUUUGUGUGGUGCUGGCUCUCUGCUCUGUUGCUGGAUUUACUCUGGCAACGUGGCUGCUAAGACAACGAUUUGAGACUGAAGUGAAAGUGAAAUGGGACCAAGAGUCAACUUUAAAAGAAUUGUACAUUGAGCAACCAUCUGCCCCGCUGGAGAAGAGGAUUACACUGGGAGAAUACCUCAAACAGCUGUCCCGGCACCGCAACUUCCUCUGGUUCGUCUGUAUGAACCUAGUACAGGUUUUUCACUGCCACUUUAACAGCAACUUCUUCCCUCUCUUCUUGGAACACUUGCUGUCAGAUCGGAUCUCUCUCUCUACAGGAUCCUUCCUACUAGGUAUUUCCUACAUCGCCCCUCAUCUCAACAACCUCUAUUUUCUGUCUCUCUGUCAAAGAUGGGGGGUUUACGCGGUGGUGCGAGGGCUCUUUUUCCUGAAGCUGGCUCUCAGCAUCAUCAUGCUUCUAGCUGGACCCGACCAGGUGCAUCUUCUCUGCAUCUUCAUAGCCAGUAACCGGGUGUUCACGGAAGGAACAUGCAAGCUGCUGAACCUGGUUGUCACUGACCUGGUGGAUGAGGAUUUUGUCUUGAACCGCAGGAAGCAGGCUGCCUCAGCACUGUUGUUUGGGAUGGUUGCCUUGGUAACCAAGCCUGGCCAGACCUUUGCCCCCCUGAUUGGCACCUGGCUGCUCUGUACUUAUACUGGUUAUGACAUUUUCCAGCGGGCCCCUCUGAGCAACGUGGUGAGCGCCCAACCGAAGCUGGCGUCCAACGGAGCCUGGGAACCAACUCUGCGCCAGGGCUGCUUUUACCUCCUCGUCUUCAUCCCCAUCACAUGUGCAUUACUGCAGCUCCUCAGCUGGUCGCAGUUCAGCCUGCAUGGAAGGCGCCUCCAGACGGUCAAGUCCCAGCGCCAAAGCCUGACUCAGAGUCGAUCACAAGAGAUCAAAAUGAUCUAGAUGUGCCUGAGCCCUUCGGCUCUCACUGACUCUGUGCUGUGGGUGUGGUUCCGCCUCUCUACAGUCCGGGGGAUGCAGACUGAGGCGAAGGGGCUUGCUGGCUAAGAACUGAAAGUGUUUACAAUUCAACUGUGAAAUGCUCACAAUGCAGACGUUUCCUCGCUCCGGGGGCAGUCGGUUUGGAAGGCAGGUACAUCAGAGACGGGUGACUGGUGUGUGCUCAGAGUGGGGGCGUUUGCUCAGGCAAUCAGAUGGAGUCUUAGCUCUUGCACUUUUUGCACCCAGGGCCCACUGAGGUGCUGCUGAUCUCAAGGGAGGGUGGGUGACAGUGGCCUAGAGCUGUGGUCUCCAAACUUUUUUGAUCGCACACCCCUAUCAGUAAAAAAUUUUUGAGCACGCACCUCCUGCCGUGCC
Messenger RNA from Terrapene triunguis (Three-toed box turtle), 2099 nucleotides. It is a transcript of the gene SLC68A1, whose product is annotated as major facilitator superfamily domain containing 13A. The transcript is spliced from 9 exons. NCBI's taxonomy places the organism in Eukaryota, Metazoa, Chordata, Testudines, Emydidae. The record is from RefSeq and is a predicted model, not a curated record. The coding region runs from base 156 to 1685 and encodes 509 amino acids.